Messenger RNA from Melozone crissalis (California towhee), 1056 nucleotides. RefSeq names its product serine/threonine-protein kinase pim-1-like. Gene Ontology annotation, molecular function: protein serine/threonine kinase activity; ATP binding. NCBI's taxonomy places the organism in Eukaryota, Metazoa, Chordata, Aves, Passeriformes, Passerellidae. The record is from RefSeq and is a predicted model, not a curated record. Gene Ontology annotation, biological process: protein autophosphorylation. Gene Ontology annotation, cellular component: cytoplasm.
AUGGCUUCCUGUGCUUUACUUCAUACUCGUGAUCUUAAGUCCGCCGCUGGCCUUGGCUCGCAGGUGGCCAUCAAGCGAGUGUCCCGGGAGCGCAUCUCGGAGUGGGCGCAGCUGCGCAAGGGCGCCCUUUUGCCCCUGGAACCGGCGCUGCUGUGGAAGGUGUCGCAGCCUGGCUUCCGCGGCAUCGUGCAGCUCCUGGACCAGUUCGAGGUGCCCGAGGGCUUCGUGCUGCUCAUGGAGCGUCCGCAGCGCUGUCAGGACCUCUGGUACUUCCUGCACGAGCGGCGGUUCCUGACGGAGCCCGUCGCGUGGGGUCUGCUCCGCCAGGUGCCGGAGGCCGUGCGGCGCUGCAGCAGGUGCGGCGUCCUGCACUGCCACAUCAAGGCUGAGAACCUCCUCGACCUGGCUACAGGUGAGGCAAAGCUCAUCAACUUUGGCUGCAGCACGAUCCUCCAGGACACGUUCUACACCCGGAUGUCAGGAACGCCGGAGUACAGCCCACCGGAGUGGAUCCUUUUUGGCUGCUCCCAUGGCCAGCCAGCCACCAUCUGGCCCCUGGGUAUCCUGCUCUAUGAGCUGGUCUGAGGGCACCUUCCUUUCCCCACCAACGAGGACAUUGUCCGGGGCCAGCUCUUCUUCCCGCCACAGGUGUCUCAAGAAGGCCAGCACCUCAUCAGGUGGUGUAUCUGCAUGGGCCUCACAGACAGGCCAUCACUGGAGGACCUUUUUGAGCAUUCUUGGCUGCAGGAGCCCUUCCUGUACCAGGAGACAGCAGAGAUGCAUCCCUGUGCACAGAGGAUUACACCUGGUGCCCAGAUGGGGAAGCACCUGCAGCGUCUGUGGAGCGCGUCCAGUGCCAGCGCUGCCCCAGGGGCCACGGUCUGCGGGGACAGCCCCUUCCAGAAGGAUGAGGACCUGGAUUUGGGGCACAGGCACAACCUGUCAGGUUAUUCAGAGGACAGCGAGGAAGACUGUCGGCCUUCCUCCAAGAAGAGCACCAAAGAGCCAGAAGCCCCCUUAGCCCCAGGGGGAGCAUGCGCUGUGUGUGUGUGGUGA